GCGGGAUUGAGAGUUGAAAAACAAUUCUACCGGGACUCUGAAAAACCUCCAAAAUUCUUGCAUUCUCCAUCUCCUCAAGCAGUGAGCGAAGAGUAGAAGACAAGGGUUGAAAGGAUGAGCAGGUCGGGUCAACCUCCGGAUCUCAAAAAGUAUAUGGACAAGCAACUUCAAAUCAAGCUGAAUGCCAACCGCUUAGUUGUCGGCACUCUUCGUGGGUUUGAUCAGUUCAUGAAUUUGGUCAUUGACAACACCGUUGAAGUUAAUGGCAAUGAGAAGAAUGAAAUUGGCAUGGUGGUAAUUCGCGGUAAUAGCGUGGUGACUAUUGAAGCAUUGGAGCCAGUUGCCAGAGCGCAGUAGCUCUAAGGUAUCUUUGUCUAUGCUCUAGAUUCUGCUGCUGCUCUUAAAGGAACAUAUAUUUGUACCAUGAUAUUCAGUAUUUGACUAGAUAACAGUUAACAUGACAAUCAAAUUCUGUCUAAGCUUGUUCGUCAAUGCUCUCUAUUCAUACAGAGCACUAUGUACUGAAUGUAAUUUCUCUGUGUUUCAUUUUUUCCCCCAAUUAAAAUGAGCAUAAUGCGAUGAUUACCCUUUUUAACGCUCUAA
This is a messenger RNA of Nicotiana attenuata, 603 nucleotides long. Its product is annotated as probable small nuclear ribonucleoprotein G. Gene Ontology annotation, biological process: mRNA splicing, via spliceosome; spliceosomal snRNP assembly. The record is from RefSeq and is a predicted model, not a curated record. Gene Ontology annotation, cellular component: P granule; U1 snRNP; catalytic step 2 spliceosome. The coding region runs from base 115 to 357 and encodes 80 amino acids. The transcript is spliced from 4 exons. NCBI's taxonomy places the organism in Eukaryota, Viridiplantae, Streptophyta, Magnoliopsida, Solanales, Solanaceae. Gene Ontology annotation, molecular function: RNA binding.